This is a messenger RNA of Colletotrichum orchidophilum, 4200 nucleotides long. RefSeq names its product non-repetitive/WGA-negative nucleoporin. Lineage: Eukaryota; Fungi; Ascomycota; Sordariomycetes; Glomerellales; Glomerellaceae. Gene Ontology annotation, biological process: protein import into nucleus; protein localization to nuclear inner membrane; RNA export from nucleus. The record is from RefSeq and is a predicted model, not a curated record. The coding region runs from base 1 to 4200 and encodes 1399 amino acids. Gene Ontology annotation, cellular component: nuclear pore; nuclear pore inner ring. The transcript is spliced from 3 exons. Gene Ontology annotation, molecular function: structural constituent of nuclear pore.
AUGUCCUAUCCCCAGAUGACACCGGUGCGGCCGGUGCCAGGCGCCUUCCUCAACACGCCCGCAGCCUCCAGAUUCGCCAGCGACAACAACGAGCCGGUUAGGAGACGACUUUUCGCAGAGGGCGACGCACCUUCAGGUAGCAGCGGCGCGCUGGUGGGAGGAUCAAAUUUGGCACCUGCGACGAUUGCAUCAACCGGUACGAGUGGAGGAUUGGUGUCGACCGCACCUUCGCAAGCUCCUCAGCAAAACCUUCCGCCCGUCACGAGAGCAGCACAGGCGGUCAACCAGUUCCUCCAGUCUGACGAGAACUAUCCCGAGCUCGAUUCGUAUUGCAGGCGAGCGUCGUCGGACUAUGACUUUAACACCCUCGACUCGCCCUGGGCACCCUUCCACAAGACCCAGAUGUAUCCGAUCCCGAACCAGGUUUUUAGCCACUACAAUACUGGCCAACUCCAGACGUUGAUGGGUUUGUUCGCCGAGAUCAACCAUGCCUGGGUGGUCAUCGAUAACUCGCUGUUCCUCUGGGACUACACCCACCCCGACCCCGAACUCAUUGGCUUCGAGGACCAACCACACACGAUUCACGCCGUCGCUCUCGUUGCACCCAAGCCAGGCAUCUUUGUCAAUACCAUUACGCAUAUUCUAGUUGUUGCGACGUCGUCCGAGAUGAUUCUCCUCGGCCUCUCCGCCGAGACCACGCCAUCGGGGACCAAGACUGUCUCGCUUUACAGCACCAAGCUCAAUCUCCCCCUCCGAGGCACCGAUGUCAGAGUGAUUGCUGGAAGCGCUGACGGCCGCAUCUUCUUUGGAGGUAGCAAUGACACCGAUAUCCACGAGCUAUACUAUCAGCAGGAGGAAAAAUGGUUCUCGAACAGAUGUGGCAAGAUUAACCACACUAACCCAGGAUGGUCUUCAGUAGUCACUCUUCAGAGCAGCUUCUGGACACAUAAGUCUCCGGAAGGUCUUCAGAGCAUCGUCAUUGACGAUUCCCGGAAACUUGUCUACACUCUGUCGACGAGAUCUACCAUUCGCACGUACCAUAUGGAUGGGCCUAACAAGCUGACCAAGGUCAUCGAGAAAGAGCGAAACGCCUGCCUACGCGACAUAACCCAUAUGAUCACCCAGUCCCCUCUACUCAACGACCGAACAGCCUUCGUUGCUAUCAGCGCUAUUCCGUCUCGUGAGGCAUCGAAGCUGCACCUAAUGGCUCUCACCAACACCGGCUGCCGUCUGUUCCUGAGCGCUACAAGCUCUGCCUCGUACAUGAUUGGCGGCGUUUCUUCAAACACACCUCCUCAAAGCAUGCAGGUCCAGUUCAUCAAGUUUCCACCGUCAGAUAAGCCUGGACGAUCCGGUACCAACAGUGCUGGCGAUGCUGUUAUUGAUCUUGGCUCAAGGGCGUUAGAAUUGAGCCGACUCGGUGCUCGAUUUGCGCCGGGCUACUUUUUGGACUUCGUCGUCAAGGAUAACGACCCGAACAUUGACCUGCUGUUUGUUUCCGCUCCCGAGACUGGCCGAAUCAAGGCCAACUCGUCUUCGGCUGCUCUCAAGUACUACGAGCACGGGAACUGGAUCGAUAUUGGAAGUAGAGCCGAAGAUGUGGGUUUGGUUACAAAGCCGUUUGCCGCAGCAAAUCAGCCUGUUGGUUUUGGAAACGAGCUCGCGGUCCAGUUCGACCAGCCGGCUACCGAGUUUGCUGUGCUGACAAACACUGGUGUACACAUCAUCCGCCGCCGCCGGCUGGUGGAUACUUUCGCUGCCGCCAUUCGCGGUGCGGUGGGAGACGAAGGUCUUGAGCUGGAGACCCGAAAGUUCAUUUCCCGAUAUGGUCGUGUGGAAACCAUCUCCUGCGCUCUUGCUGUAGCUUGCGGUCACGGUGGUGAUGCCAGGCCUGGUGCGACGCGGGCGAUCGAUCAGGCGACAGAAGACCGCGCACGAACAGUCUUCGUCGACUACGGUGGCCAGCCCUCCAUUACGGAGGCUGAUGGUACACCUCUCAACACAACCUCCGUUCGCCUAUCUCCUAGACACGAUGCUCUCAGCGUUUACCUCACCCGCCUCAUUCGCACAAUAUGGAAGAACCACGUUGUUGCUACAGCUGCCAGCCCAAAUGGCGGCGUUACUAUUCAGUCAAUGGUACCUGUCGCCAAGCUUCAUUCCACACAGGAGCAGCUGGAACGUCUCCGCAGAUUCCUUGAUGCGAACAAAAGUUUCAUUCAGGGCCUAUCUGGUCCUUCCGACCUUCAAAGAGUGGCCAGCAAGCAAGAGGAAGUUGCUCUUCAAGCAGAGCACCAAGCUCUGCAUGCGCUUCAGAAACUGAUGGAGAGCAUCUCUGAGGGUAUCUCAUUCGUUUUGAUGCUCUUCGAUGAGCGAGUCAGUGACAUCUUUACGAGACUGGAUGCCACGGCCCAGCAGGGACUGAAAAACCUUACAUACGAGAGCCUGUUCUCACAGUCUUCCGGAAAGGAUCUUGCAAAGCUGCUCGUGAAGUCCAUCGUCAACCGCAACAUCGAGAGCGGCUCCAACGUCGAGACAGUUGCGGAUGCCCUUCGGAGACGCUGUGGCAGUUUCUGCAGUCCCGAUGACGUUGUCAUCUUCAAGGCUCAGGAGCAGUUGAAGAGAGCGUCUGAGCAGCCGUCCAACAGCAACCAAUCUCGCGCGCUUCUGCAUGAGAGUUUGAGGCUCUUUGAACGUGUCGCUGGUGCUCUUUCAUUUGCCAAUCUACACAACGCCGUGUCCCAGUACAUCGACCUGAAAUACUACGCCGGUGCCAUCCAGCUCUGCCUCACCGUUGCCCGUGAGAAGGAUAGGGGCAACACUGCUCUCUCAUGGGUACAUGAUGGCAAGCCUGUGAACGACCCUCGAGCCAACGCCUUUUCCGAACGCAGGAAAUGCUACGAACUCAUUCACGAAGCUCUGCAACACUUGGAUGCCGCGUCAAGCAGGGAACCUGAGACGAUUGAUGGUAGACUGACUUUGAUGGGCACAAAACGCCUCGAGGCUUACAGUGUGGUAAACGACUCGGACGACGAGGUCUUCCACUUUGACCUUUACGAGUGGUACAUCGAGCAGGGAUGGACUGAUCGGAUCCUCGCUAUCGAAUCACCACACGUCAUUACAUACCUUCAGAGCCUGGCCAGAAGCAAUCCGGACCACGCGGAUCUUCUCUGCAGGUUCUAUACCCAACGAGAGCGGUACUUCGAGGCUGCUCAGGUCCAAAACGAUCUCGCCCAAUCCGACUUCGCCAUUGGUAUCAAGGACAGAAUUAUUCUCCUGAGCAAGGCCAAGGCGAAUGCCAGCGUUGCCACAGCUGGUGUUGGCAGACAGCAACAGCAGGUUCUGGCUCACGAAGUCAGCGAGCUUCUUGACAUUGCAAACAUCCAGGACGACCUAUUGGAGAGGCUCAAGGCCGACAGCCGCGUUGACCCUGAACGCAAGGCUCAGAUUGAGGAAGCGUUGGACGGCCAGGUAAUAUCGUUGUCUGAUCUAUUCAACCAAUACGCCGACCAGGCAAACUACUACGAUCUUUGCCUUCUCAUCUACCACAGCGCUGAUUACCGCAACCCAAGCACAAUUUCCCAAACAUGGGUUAGUCUGAUCGAGCAAAUUCAUGAGGAGGCAGUGGAGCGGAUGGAGGAAGCUGGUCCCGGCAUCCCUGUUCUGCCCUCGCCUUACGAAUCCGUGUCGGUGAAGGUGCAGAACAUCGCCCACCGCACUUCUUUGGACAGUUUCAUCUUCCCCGUGCCGGUGCUACUCCCUGAGAUAUGCCGAUAUGCCGUCGAGUACCACCAAGAUGCUGAGAUCGGCGCCGAUCCUACCUGGCCUGUUCAGCUUUUCCUCAGCCUCGGCGUCUCUAACGACAUGGUAACUCGUGUGCUGGAGAGUGUGUUCGACACGCAAGACUACGGAUUCAGCGGUAACAACCGCAACCGCAUCAUCGAGCUCAUUGUUUUCUCUGUCGAUGUUUGGCAACGGGAGGUGAAGCGUCGCGGUGCUGCCUCGAUGAAGGGCGACGGCGCUCUUGGUGCGUGGGUUAAGGACCUGCUCAGCAGAUGCGAGGCAUCACUGCCCCCUGCGGGCCACGGAUCGAAUCCUGGUGGUAUGGAGUUGUCAGAGGUGAGGAGGCGUCUGCGGACGGUGAGGAGAGAUGUCGAUGGCCUCGUUGAGAGAGGUCCUUCUGGAAGCUUGCGCUUCCUGUAA